This is a messenger RNA of Rotaria sp. Silwood2, 395 nucleotides long. NCBI's taxonomy places the organism in Eukaryota, Metazoa, Rotifera, Eurotatoria, Philodinida, Philodinidae. The record is from the annotation of a GenBank genome assembly.
AUGCUUACACUUAUUUAUAUAUUAUUUAUAUUAAAAAUAAAUAUAAUUUAUGGAUUCGAUGCUGGUUUUAUACAAUUAGCAUCAUCUCGUGAACAAAAUAAAGAUACAACGCAUUAUGGCAUGACUGUUUGUGCACUUUGUCGUGUAACACUUAAUUUUUUGAAAUCAACAUAUAAUGUAGAUACAACAUAUCUAGAUACAAAAUUUGAUGAAACCAAUGGUCAAUGUCAUGAAAGUAUUAUUCGAAAUAUAAUAAAUUUAUUAAGAACUUCACAAGUGAAAGGUAUUAAUCCAUGGCUUUAUUCAAUAACAAUUAAAAAACUAGCAUCAGCAAAUACAAAAACAGAUUUAAAAGAAAUGUUUAAAGAAGAAAGCCAUGGAUUAAUACCUUUCAC